UGGCACCCUGGGUGGAUGCCCAAAGACUCCGCCUUCCCAGGAGCCCCUGCGGCAGCGCGAAGAUGGCGGCGGCGGCGGCCGGACGCCUCUAAAGCAGCAGCUAUGGAGCCUUCCCCCGCACCGGGGCCGGAGCGGCUCUUUGACUCGCACCGGCUCCCGGGUGACGGCUUCCUGCUCCUCGCGCUGCUCCUCUACGCUCCAGUCGGGUUCUGCCUCCUCGUCCUGCGCCUCUUUCUUGGGAUCCACGUCUUCUUGGUCAGCUGCGCGCUCCCAGACAGUGUCCUUCGCAGGUUCGUGGUGCGGACCAUGUGUGCAGUACUGGGGCUCGUGGCCCGGCAGGAGGAUUCCGGACUCCGGGAUCACCGUGUCAGGGUCCUCAUUUCCAACCACGUGACACCUUUUGACCACAACAUAGUCAACCUGCUCACCAGCUGUAGCACCCCUCUACUCAAUAGUCCCCCCAGCUUUGUGUGCUGGUCUCGGGGCUUCAUGGAGAUGGAUGGGCGAGGGGAGUUGGUGGAGUCACUCAAGAGAUUCUGUGCUUCCACGAGGCUUCCCCCCACUCCUCUGCUGCUAUUCCCCGAGGAAGAGGCCACCAAUGGCCGGGAGGGGCUCCUGCGCUUCAGUUCCUGGCCAUUUUCUAUCCAGGAUGUGGUACAGCCUCUCACCCUGAGAGUCCAGAGACCCCUCGUCUCUGUGACGGUGUCAGACGCCUCCUGGGUCUCAGAACUGCUGUGGUCACUUUUCGUCCCUUUCACAGUGUAUCAAGUAAGGUGGCUCCGUCCUGUUCAUCGCCAGCUGGGGGAGGGGAAUGAGGAGUUUGCCCUCCGUGUGCAACAGCUGUUGGCCAAAGAAUUGGGCCAGACGGGGACACGACUCACUCCAGCAGACAAAGCAGAGCACAUGAAGCGACAGAGACACCCCAGAUUGCGCCCCCAGUCAGCCCAGUCUUCCUUCCCUCCCUCCCCGGGCCCUUCUGAAGCACAGCUGGCAACUCUGGCUCAGAGAGUCAAGGAGGUUUUGCCCCAUGUGCCACUGGGCGUCAUCCAGAGAGACCUGGCCAGGACUGGCUGUGUAGACUUGACCAUCACUAAUCUGCUUGAGGGAGCCGUAGCUUUCAUGCCUGAAGACAUCACUGAGGGGACACAGCCCCUUCCCACAGCCUCCACCCCCAAGUUCCCCAGCUCUGGCCCGGCGACUCCUCAGCCCACAGCCCUAACAUUUGCCAAGUCCUCCUGGGCCCGGCAGGAGAGUCUACAGGAGCGCAAGCAGGCGCUGUAUGAAUACGCAAGAAGGAGAUUCACAGAGAAGCAGGCCCAGGAGGCUGACUGAGUACAGGAUGGCACCCAGAGCCGCAGGACGGAGACUGGGGGCAGCCCUCACCCAACUCACUACAGGCCGGAGGGGUGGGUGGUAAAAGGGGAGGGAUGGGGCUCCCCCCAAUAUCUCAUUAAAUUCAGGGUUUUCACUCAA
Molecule: messenger RNA, 1473 nt
Organism: Sus scrofa (pig)
Lineage: Eukaryota; Metazoa; Chordata; Mammalia; Artiodactyla; Suidae
Gene: AUP1
Product: AUP1 lipid droplet regulating VLDL assembly factor
Biological process (GO): ERAD pathway
Cellular component (GO): endoplasmic reticulum membrane
Molecular function (GO): ubiquitin binding
Source: RefSeq, a predicted model, not a curated record